GCGAACUGUCCCUUUAAUACAUUCAUAAAAGUGAUCUAUGUAAUAUCAAAACCUCAUGGUUGAGUCUUUUAUCCCCACUCUCCCAGUGAAGGCUCUCACGCUCUGAUUUAGAGGUCAGUAUUUGUGUUCUUCUCUUUACCCUCAUUCUAUUCAGCAUUCUCUAACUUGUUCUUAAUUUUCUUCCCUACAGAGUCAGAGCAGUGGGAAAGCGAGCGUUUGCAGUUCUGUGGAGACGCGCUGCUCACUCCAGUCCAGCAGGGGGCGGAAGUGCGACUUGACUCCGCCCACAACAAAGAUGGCGCCUCCCGUAGAACACGAGGAUUCAUGUGAACAAGAGGAGGCUGCAGAGGAGCCCAAAACAGCAAAGAUCCGAGACACACCAGAGGAUAUCAAGCUAGAGGCCAUUGCCAACACGAUCGCAUUUCACCCCAGUCAAGACAUCCUGGCAGCUGGAGACAUUGAUGGAGACAUCUACCUAUUCUCGUACUCCUGCGCUGAAGGAGCAAACAAAGAGCUGUGGUCAUCAGGACAUCAUCUGAAGUCCUGCAGGAAAGUGCUGUUCUCCGGCGAUGGACAGAAGCUCUUCAGCGUGUCUAAAGACAAGGCCGUUCACAUCAUGGACGUGGAGGCUGGGAAACUGCUGACACGCAUCCCCAAAGCUCACAAGGCCCCCAUCAACGCCCUGCUGCUGGUGGAUGAGAAUAUCUUUGCGACGGGCGAUGACGAGGGAAUGCUGAAGGUCUGGGACGUGAGGAGAGGAACCUCGUUCAUGGAUCUGAAGCAGCAUGAGGAUUUUAUCAGUGAUAUCACCAUCGAUCAGGACAAACGGACCCUGCUCACUUCCAGUGGCGACGGCACUAUGGGUGUGUUCAAUAUAAGAAGACGAAGAUUUGAACUGCUUUCCGAGUUCCAGAAUGGAGAUCUUAACUCUGUUUGCAUUAUGAAAAGAGGCCGUAAGGUCGUUUGUGGAUCCGGCGAGGGCAAAAUCUACAUUUUUAACUGGAAUGGUUUUGGUGCCACCAGCGACCGGUUUGCGGUUCAGGCCGAGUCUGUGGAUUGUAUCGUGCCGAUCACUGACAGCAUUCUGUGUGCCGCCUCCACCGACGGAGUCAUCAGAGCUGUGAGUGUCCUGCCGAACCGUGUUCUGGGCAGCGUCGGGCAGCACGCCGGCGAGUCCAUCGAGGAGAUCGCGAGAUCCAGAGACACACGCUUCCUCGCCAGCUGCGCUCACGACCAGCUCGUCAAGUUCUGGGACAUCUCCAGCUUACCAGACACCAGAGUCAGCGAUUACCGGCGGAGAAAGAAGAAAGACCGACGCCUCAAAGCUCUGAGUAAUAAAGCUUUCGACACGGGACAGGAUUUCUUCGCCGGCCUUUUAGACUCAACUGAAGAAAACCGGAAUAAAGAAGAUGAGGAGGAGGAGGAGGAGGACAGUGACAGCGGGAGCGACUGAAAAUACUUAACUCCUGCAAUACUGUGUUGCCAUUUCUAUAUUUCAUGUAUAUUUUCUGAAUCAGUUUCUCACACAUGCACACAUUAAAUUAUAUGCUAUUACACAUCUGUAUUUGUAUAAUAUAUCAUUUAGAAUACAUGCUGUGCUGUCAUAAACUUUGUUACAUUCUUUGCCCAAGAAACAUCAAAUAACACGUUCACAUGAAACAGACAGUAUUUGAAACAAAAGUUUCUAUGUGACCCUGGAGCACAAAACCAGUCAUAAGGGUCAAUUUUUUUUU
This is a messenger RNA of Sinocyclocheilus anshuiensis, 1733 nucleotides long. RefSeq names its product WD repeat domain 55 (gene wdr55). Bases 296 to 1453 code for a protein of 385 amino acids. Lineage: Eukaryota; Metazoa; Chordata; Actinopteri; Cypriniformes; Cyprinidae. The transcript is spliced from 8 exons. Gene Ontology annotation, molecular function: protein binding. The record is from RefSeq and is a predicted model, not a curated record.